This is a messenger RNA of Lottia gigantea (owl limpet), 324 nucleotides long. RefSeq lists its product as hypothetical. Gene Ontology annotation, cellular component: nucleus; transcription factor TFIID complex. The record is from RefSeq and is a predicted model, not a curated record. Lineage: Eukaryota; Metazoa; Mollusca; Gastropoda; Lottiidae. The annotation marks the transcript as partial. Gene Ontology annotation, biological process: RNA polymerase II preinitiation complex assembly; transcription initiation at RNA polymerase II promoter. The transcript has 3 exons. Gene Ontology annotation, molecular function: transcription coactivator activity; protein heterodimerization activity.
UUCAGGGUUCUUGUAUCCAAUUUUUCAGAAGAGCAAUUGAAUAGAUAUGAAAUGUACAGAAGAGCUGCAUUUCCAAAAGCUGCAGUUAGACGAUUGAUGCAGUCUAUAACUGGUUGUACAGUACCACAGAAUGUUGUUAUAGCUAUGUCUGGUAUAGCUAAAGUUUUUGUAGGAGAAGUUGUUGAAGAGGCUCUAGAUGUUAUGGAACAAUGGAAUGAGUCUGGUCCACUACAACCUAAACAUAUGAGAGAAUCUGUUAGAAAAUUAAAAUCUAGAGACUUAAUUCCUACUACAAAGUGUAAAAAAGUCAAAUUUAAUAGAUGA